Molecule: messenger RNA, 1531 nt
Organism: Antrostomus carolinensis (chuck-will's-widow)
Lineage: Eukaryota; Metazoa; Chordata; Aves; Caprimulgiformes; Caprimulgidae
Gene: CPNE2
Product: copine 2
Exons: 10
Coding region: 90-1046 (318 amino acids)
Biological process (GO): cellular response to calcium ion
Cellular component (GO): plasma membrane
Molecular function (GO): calcium-dependent phospholipid binding
Source: RefSeq, a predicted model, not a curated record
UCAAGUACACGCUGGACCCCGUCUGGAAGCCGUUCACUGUGCCUUUGGUGUCACUGUGUGAUGGAGAUGUAGAGAAGCUGAUAAAGGUGAUGUGUUACGACUACGACAGUGAUGGGGGACAUGACUUCAUUGGGGAGUUACAGACUUCAGUGGCCAGGAUGUGUGAAGCCCAAGAUUCCUUUCCGCUCGAGCUAGAGUGCAUUAACCCCAAGAAACAGAAGAAGAAAAAGAAUUACAAGAACUCUGGGAUCAUCAUUGUCAAGUCCUGCAAAAUAACCAGAGAUUUCUCCUUCCUGGACUACAUCCUGGGAGGCUGCCAGCUGAUGUUUACCGUUGGGAUUGACUUCACAGCCUCCAACGGGAACCCGCGAGACCCCUCCUCUUUGCACUACAUCAACCCCAUGGGGACAAACGAAUACUUGUCGGCGAUCUGGGCUGUCGGCCAGAUCAUCCAGGACUAUGACUCAGACAAGAUGUUUCCUGCUCUGGGAUUCGGCGCCCAGCUUCCACCGGACUGGAAGGUAUCCCAUGAGUUUGCCAUUAACUUCAAUCCCACAAACCCGUUCUGUUCAGGUGUGGAGGGCAUUGUCCAAGCUUACUCAGCCUGCCUGCCCCACAUCCGCUUCUAUGGACCCACCAACUUCUCCCCCAUCAUCAACCACGUGGCCCGCUUUGCGGCUCAGGCCACCCAACAGGAGGCUCAAUACUUCAUCCUCCUCAUCAUCACAGACGGGGUGAUCAGUGACAUGGAUGAGACGAGACACGCUGUGGUGCAGGCAUCCAAGCUGCCCAUGUCCAUCAUCAUCGUAGGGGUGGGCAACGCUGACUUUGCUGCCAUGGAGUUCCUGGACGGGGACAGCCGGGUGCUGCGCUCCUACACCGGCGAGGAGGCCGUGCGCGACAUCGUCCAGUUCGUGCCCUUCCGGGAUUUCCGCAAUGCCCCCAAGGAGACCCUGGCCAAAGCUGUGCUGGCAGAGCUGCCCCAGCAAGUCGUGCAGUACUUCAAGCACCAAAACCUGCCACCCAUCAACUCGGAGCCAGCGUAGAGCUGUGCCAGGCUGUGCCCUCUGCAUGUUGCCAAAACCUGUUGGUCCUACCGAAAGCGCAUGUUCCACAUGCUUUUAAGAGAAGAAAACCCUCUUUGAAACACUUUGUACUUCUUAAUUUAAUUGCUAAGUUCUUAAAACUCAUCCCAGAGAAGCAUUUGGAUUCAUUUUGUACAGUCCCAGCCCGAGGUAACACUAUGGGGCCAGGCCGUGCCCUGGUCCUGCGCUGUUGAGUCACUUCUCAGUAUUGAAUGUACUUUGUAUAAUUUCAGUGGAACAGGAUACAAUUUUUACAAUCAAAACUUGCUUUUUCCAAGCAAUGAAAUGCUUGAUAUAUUAUUAUCAUUCAAUGAACUGGCCAUUGUAUAGUUCAUGUAUCUGUGUUGUACCCAUACCUCUGUCACGCUCUAUGUUCAUUUUUAUACUGUGUACAUGUUAUAUUUGUUAUACUCAGGUUAAUAAAGAAACUUGGACAUUUAAAACAA